Molecule: messenger RNA, 1170 nt
Organism: Talaromyces rugulosus
Lineage: Eukaryota; Fungi; Ascomycota; Eurotiomycetes; Eurotiales; Trichocomaceae
Exons: 2
Coding region: 1-1170 (389 amino acids)
Biological process (GO): D-sorbitol catabolic process
Molecular function (GO): L-iditol 2-dehydrogenase (NAD+) activity; zinc ion binding
Source: RefSeq, a predicted model, not a curated record
AUGGCUACAGAGACCAUCGCCCCGUCCAAGCCUAACAUUGGCGUCUACACCAACCCCAACCAUGAUUUGUGGUUGGCCGACGCAAAGCCGACCGUAGAGGAGGUCCAGAAGGGCGACGGUCUCAAGCCCGGCGAGGUGACCGUGGAGAUUAGAAGCACCGGUAUCUGCGGAUCUGAUGUCCAUUUCUGGCACGCCGGCUGCAUCGGCCCUAUGAUCGUAACGGGAGAUCACAUCCUUGGCCACGAGUCCGCUGGUGUCGUGCUCGCCGUCGCCCCAGAUGUCAAGACGUUGAAUGUUGGAGACCGGGUCGCCAUUGAGCCCAAUAUCAUCUGCAACAAGUGCGAACCUUGUUUGACCGGACGCUACAACGGUUGCGAGGCCGUCGAGUUCUUGUCGACUCCUCCUGUUGACGGACUCCUCCGUCGCUACGUCAACCACCCGGCUAUUUGGUGCCACAAGAUCGGCGACAUGAGCUUCGAGAACGGCGCGUUGCUGGAACCACUCAGUGUCGCCCUCGCCGGCCUUGAACGUGCCAACGUGCGUCUGGGUGACCCCGUGCUUGUGACCGGAGCUGGUCCUAUUGGUUUGGUGACCUUGGCCUGUGUCCAGGCUGCUGGUGCGUCGCCCAUUGUCAUUACCGACAUUGACGAGGGCCGAUUGAAAUUUGCCAAGGAGCUGGCUCCUAAUGUUCGCACCUACAAGGUGCAAAUCGGCAAGACCCCAGAAGAGAACGCGGCUGGCAUCUUGGAUGCCCUGAACGAUGGCAAGGCUGACGCCGUGGAUGCCAUCCGUCCCCGCCUUGCCGUGGAAUGCACUGGUGUCGAGAGCAGUGUCGCCUCGGCCAUCUGGAGUGUCAAAUUCGGCGGCAAGGUGUUUGUCAUCGGUGUGGGCAAGAACGAAAUGACGAUGCCCUUUAUGCGCCUCAGUACCUGGGAGAUCGACCUCCAGUACCAGUACCGCUACGCCAACCAGUGGCCCAAGGCCAUCCGGCUGGUCAAGAACGGAGUCAUUGACCUGCAGAAGCUGGUCACUCAUCGCUUCGCCAUCGACGAUGCCCUCAAGGCGUUUGAGACGGCAGCAAACCCAAAGACCGGUGCGAUCAAAGUACAGAUCAUGAGUUCUGAAGAGGAAGUCCAGGCGGCCAACGCUGCCAGUGGCAAGCAGUCAUGA